UAAUAAUAUUCAGAGAAUUACCAUGUUGGUAGACAGACUCUGUAAACUCUAUGGCUCCCCUGUGGCAACAGUGGAUGGAACAACGUGGAAUUCCUUCCCAAGGGUGACCUCCCUGGCCAAGUCAGGGGUCGAAGAGACACUCAGGGAACAUGGCUUUGGUUACAGGGCAAAGUUCAUCAGCAAAUCAGCACAGAUGAUCCUGGAAAAGGGAGGUGAAGAGUGGCUGUUCUCCUUGCGAAAGUUGCCUUAUGAUGAGUGCCAUGCACAGCUCAUGACUCUGAAUGGUAUUGGAGCUAAAGUAAGUGACUGCAUCUGCCUCAUGUCCAUGGGUCAUCUUGGGGCCAUCCCUGUGGACACACACGUAUUCCAAAUUGCCGCGCGUGAUUACCUCCCACACCUGCGUUCUUGCAAGACAGUCACAGACAAGGUAUAUAAGGAAAUUGCCAACCACUUCCGGCAAAUCUUUGGGGAAUAUGCUGGUUGGGCACACUCGGUCCUCUUCAGUGCUGACCUCAAGAAAUUUGACAGCCUUAAGAAUGAUGAAAGUGAAGAGCAAAAUCAGAAGAAGAAGAUGAAAAAGAAAUGAUGGGAAAUAAAGAGACAGAGUUCCUUGGGAAAGAAUUAUCAACGUGAAAUUUUUAUGCAUUGCAUUUGGGUUGUUUCUCAUGUUGGUUGGUCUUUGAAUGUACAAAGUUCAGCGUACUUCAGUGCAGAUGUUAUGAGAGAGAGGUGUAUAAUUUGUCUCUUGUGUGACUGAAGGAUGGUCUGCCCAUUUGUUGACUUGCUGAAAUUCAUUUAUUUUAUAUGGAGGAUGGUAAUGUCUGCUCAAUACCUUUGCAAAUACUCAGGUGAGAAAAAAAGACAUAAUAACUAUUUUAUAGAAAACUAUUUAAUGUUAUUGAAUAUAUUUUCAUUAUUUAUUUAGGGCAGGGCUACUCAACUGUUAUGAGCAGAGGUCCAGUUAGACAAAGUCCACUAUAUGCAGAGGUCCAGAUAAAUAUUUUACAUGCAAUAAAACCACCAAUCUGAAUGCUGCAUAGUGUUCCCAUAUGUCCCCUAACUUACCCUACAGUCAGUCGAGGAAAUACACUUUCAGGAAUCUAUCACCUGGACCUUCAUUUUAUUUAAUUAUACUUUUCUCCUCCUGGAGCCUGGGGUCCUGCUACAACACUCAGAAGGUCCGGAUUCUGACCACAGCCCAUCAGUUGAGUAGUCCUGAUUUAGGGAAAUUAUUUUACUUAAGAUGAAUUAACUUCAAUUAAUAUGAAAAGAUCAGCUUUGUGUGUGAUUUCCUAAUUCCAUAUGGACUCUUUGAAAUUAUAUAUU
Penaeus indicus is the source of this 1326-nucleotide messenger RNA. RefSeq names its product N-glycosylase/DNA lyase-like (gene Ogg1). Lineage: Eukaryota; Metazoa; Arthropoda; Malacostraca; Decapoda; Penaeidae. Gene Ontology annotation, molecular function: 8-oxo-7,8-dihydroguanine DNA N-glycosylase activity. The coding region runs from base 23 to 586 and encodes 187 amino acids. Gene Ontology annotation, biological process: base-excision repair; base-excision repair, AP site formation. Gene Ontology annotation, cellular component: nucleus. The transcript is spliced from 5 exons. The record is from RefSeq and is a predicted model, not a curated record.